AUGAAUAAAGAAAAACUCGCCAAACUCUCAACCCAAGUACGAAUUGGUGGCAAAGGAACACCACGUCGUAAGGUUAAGAAGGUCCACAAGACAGCGUCAAAUGAUGACAAGAAACUUCAGUCAACGUUAAAGAAAUUGAACGUGCAAUCGAUUCCGGCGAUUGAAGAGGUGAAUAUGUUUAAGGAUGAUGGCAACGUCAUCCAUUUUCAAGCACCAAAAGUCCACGCAUCAGUUCACGCAAAUACAUUCGCCAUCUACGGUCAAGGCGAAGACAAAGAACUCACGGAACUGGUGCCCGGAAUCUUGAAUCAACUUGGACCUGAUUCACUUGCGUCGCUACUGGAAAAUUUCGAGGCGGCUAGUGAGAAGAAAGAAGAAGCUACAGGUGGUGCCACUUCCUCUAGUGUUGCUGCGGAAGAAACUGGUGAAACAAAGAUUAGUGACAUUGUUGAUUAA
Ambispora leptoticha is the source of this 456-nucleotide messenger RNA. The record is from the annotation of a GenBank genome assembly. Lineage: Eukaryota; Fungi; Glomeromycota; Glomeromycetes; Archaeosporales; Ambisporaceae.